AUGGCGUUUGACAUGAACACAAUGAGCAGUUUGUUCGCCGCGCAGCCGCCGCCGCCACCGCAACAACAACCGCAACAACAACAACAGCAGCAGGCGGGCGUGCCGGCGGUGCCGCCGCCGCAAAACCUGUGGGCACUUCAGCAGCAGUUCGGCGCCGCUGGUCAAAUCGGCGUUGGCAAUCUCGGCGGAAUGCUGAGCCAGUUUCCGGCGCACAACAUGGCCAAUCAGCUGAUUCUUGGUGGUGGCGGUGGCGUUCCGCAACAACAGCAGCAGGCUCAGCAGCAAAUGUCGCAGGCGCCGAUCGCCGAGCCGCCUAAAGCCGACACAAUUCAGGGCAUCGGGGUUCUCACGUGGCUCUCAGCCAAAGCGGGUCUCAUCACGUGUAAGGACAAAAUGGUCAUCUCGUUUCAGCUCAAGGAUUUCUGUGAUCAAAUGCUCAACGACCUAACAUCUGUUCUCCGCGUCGGUUUUACGCUGUCGUUCCAAGCGGCGCUCAACGAGACGAGCGAGUACACGGCGACGUUGGUUCAGCCGAUUUAUGGCGCCGAAGCCGAUCUUGUGUUCCACAACUCGCCGGAAGUCGAUCUUGAGCCGACGAACUCGGCGGCGCCCAACUCGAAAGACGCCUAUUCGGUGUCGAUUGAGGCGCGCGCGAUUCCCGCGCUGUUGGCGAUCUUCCAGCGUCAUGGACUUCAGCAGAUUCAGCUCAGCAGUUUGCACUCGCAAAUGUCGAAUUGCGGUGACGAUGAGCUGUUCCGCUACGUUGGCACGUCGUCAUUGAAGCGUCGUCAGUUCGUCGAGCGGCGCACCCAUAUCUUCCGCCUCCAAAAUGACGACUCCAUUAUUCUUCAGUAUCCAUCGGUGUACGUUGCCGUCUAUAAAUGCGCGUCGUUUUUGCUUCGUCGUGGAGGCGCGACGGCGAUCCAAUCGCUGUUCGACUUCUACGUGAGCAACGAAAUCGCGCCGGAGAUUCGCGAGCACGUCGGCGAGACGCGUCAAGAGUUCUUGCAGCUCAUCACCGCGCACAGUUGGGUGUUCGCGUUGUUCCCGAAUCGCACGUACGUGUCGGUUCGCCGCAACUUGCCCAGAUACGACUAUCCGGAGUUCAUCAAACAACACUUUCCGGAGCUCGACAUUUCGCGUCAGAUGCGCAUGGGAGUCGCCGGAUACGGCCAACCGCCGCGCGGAAUUCAGCGCACAAUGUCGGUUCAGAUGCCGCCACAAUUCAACACGAACGUGCCGACGAACGGAGCGCAACGACAGCAGAGUAUGCUCCUUCAGCAACAGGCUUCAUCGCGUCCGAUUUCGUUGUGGGACUCGCAGAACUCGUUGAGCCAUCCCGCCGACCAAUGGAGCCCGCUGUUCUCGCCGACGACGUGGUCGAAUCAGGCGCGCGUGAUGCCGCCGUUGAUGGGCGCGGCGCCGAAUGACAACUUCCUGCUCGGAGGCGGCGCCGCCGCCGCCAACAUCAACACACUCUUGAGUAUGGGCCAUUUGAAUCCGAGAACGGUGAGCCGUGGAAUUCAGUCGGAUUUGUCGCCGGUGAUCGGUGGCAAUCCGAUCGGACGCGGCGGUUGUACGUGCCAAUGCCAGUGCGGACGCGGCGGUGCCGGUGUGAUUGGAAAUCGCGGAUCGUCAUCGAGAGCUUCCGGCGGUUCGGCAACGCCUCCCAGUGUCGACAGCAACAGUCCCUACGAGCGCUAUUCGCCAUUAAAUGGCAUCGGCUCGAUUGGAGAUCGCCUCUCGGCGCCGAGCACCACCGGCGCCACCAACAAUUCGGAUCUUUCGGUGGCUUCGUCGUCGGGACCGGCGACCGCCUCGUCGACGAACAGCCAAAGAUAUUACGAUCCGUUCGGCACCGCCGAUUUGCUCAACGGCUCUCGUUUGAGCUCGCUUCGCAUCUAA
This is a messenger RNA of Caenorhabditis bovis, 1905 nucleotides long. The record is from the annotation of a GenBank genome assembly. NCBI's taxonomy places the organism in Eukaryota, Metazoa, Nematoda, Chromadorea, Rhabditida, Rhabditidae.